AGAGGAACUACCCAGAGAAACUCAUAAUCUUCGACGAUGAAAGUCAUCCUCACCGGCAGCACUGGCUUCAUCGGCCGGGAAAUCCUAGCCCACUGCCUGCAAAGCCCGACCAUCAGCUCGAUCGUCGCUCUCUCCCGCCGCCCCCUUCCCGCGACCGUCUCCGCCCACCCCAAGCUUACCGUCCGGAUCCUGGACGACUUCCUCACGUACCCGGAGUCGCUCCUGAAUGAUCUCAGGGGUGCGGAAGCAUGUAUCUGGGCCCUCGGCCAGAACCGCGCCCCGGACAACGAAACCGGCCGGAAGAUAAACAUCGAAUACACCCUUUCUGCUAUUCGUGCAUUUGACCAGUCCCGCGAUGCUACUUCGCCCACUGGCAAAUUCCGCUUUGUGUAUUUGAGUGGUGGGAUGUCGGAGCGGGAUCAGUCGAAAUCGUUGUGGGUUGCAGGGGACACAAGGAAGAUCCGGGGACAAGUCGAGACCGAGCUUACCGCGUACGAGCAAACUCGGAACGACAACGUCGAGGUGUACAUUGCGCGCCCGGCGAUGGUACUCGCACGGGGCGCGAGUCUACGGACGCUGGUCUUUGGGAUGGGACCAUCUAUCUGGGUGGAUGACCUGGCCAGAGUGCUGGUGGAUGUUGCAACACAGGGGUCCAGGAAGAAGGUAUUAGAGAAUAAGACGAUGCUUGAAUGGAUGCAAUGAGUAUAUUCGUUCUAUCUAUCGAGU
This is a messenger RNA of Aspergillus heteromorphus CBS 117.55, 726 nucleotides long. Its product is annotated as putative nucleoside-diphosphate-sugar epimerase. NCBI's taxonomy places the organism in Eukaryota, Fungi, Ascomycota, Eurotiomycetes, Eurotiales, Aspergillaceae. The record is from RefSeq and is a predicted model, not a curated record. The coding region runs from base 37 to 702 and encodes 221 amino acids. The transcript has 3 exons.